AAUGUAGACAUAGAGAGAAAAUCGACAACAACUCGGUGUAGACAAUGAUGACAUAAAUAAUCAAAACACCAUUUCUGGACAGCACACUCGCCUAUGUAUAUUCAACUAUUACAAAAGAUUAAGUUUGCUGAAUUAUGAAUUACGCUCAACAAAAAUAAAAAAUCUUCUUAAAAAACAACUAUAAAGGCUAUAAUAAAAAUGAUAAACUUUAUAAAGUUUUACAAAGAUUAUUCAUGUGAACACCAAGAGACAAAAACCUUUAAGGAAUUUAAAGAAAAGGAUCAUUAUUUAUUAACAUCCGAACUCGAUGAAUAUAUGGCAAUAUUUGAAAUGUUUUCAAAUGGUAAAGAUUUUAUUGAAAGAAAUAAUGAAGCUGUAUGGAGGUACUUAGGGAUUUCGCCAACCCAAAGUGAUUAUGAUGGUUUAUUUGGUAGACGAGAUGAUAAUGGAAAAACUUUGGAUUUUGGACAAUUUAUCAAAACAGUUUUUUACAUAAAAAAAAGUAGAAAGAUUUUAGAAGAACUUAAGAAAGUUUUCGAUAAAAUUAAUGUAAAAGGUCGGAUAACUAGACAUCAAUUUCGAAAAAUGUUAAAAAAUUGUAGUGAAAAAAUGAUCAGCAAUCACGCGAAUGAAAUUAUUAAAGAUGCAAAUUUUAAGAGGAAUCGAAAAUUGUCAUGGAGCGAUGUAUUUGAUGCGGUUUUAUAGAUUUUCUAUAAAAAGUUUUACCCAGAAUAUUAGCAAACUAAAUUACAAUUAUAAUUUUACAAAUACAUAUGAAAAAACUGAAUAUUUUUCUCCUAAGCUAAUGAAAAAAAAGACAGAAUAUUGUAAUGUCUUAAAAUUGAAAUGGUAGGUCCAAAAAUAUAUCUUAUCUAUUGUAAAUACAUAUCUACAAUAAGAUUUUUAAAUAUAAUAUUUUGUUAUGAGUAACUUUUUUGAUAAUCCUCGGAUAGUUAUGUUUUUUUUGCAUAACUCUUAACAACGUUAAUAAAUUUGAUUUCGGUAAUAUACACGAAAGACCCUUUUUAAAGAAGACCAUAACCGUGGUUAUAUGGUUGUAUGGUUAUGCAUAAACU
Daktulosphaira vitifoliae (grape phylloxera) is the source of this 1076-nucleotide messenger RNA. RefSeq lists its product as uncharacterized. The transcript has 5 exons. The record is from RefSeq and is a predicted model, not a curated record. Bases 199 to 705 code for a protein of 168 amino acids. Lineage: Eukaryota; Metazoa; Arthropoda; Insecta; Hemiptera; Phylloxeridae.